AUGCUUCACUACUGGCCCCGUGUCAGCAUGGCUCUUACAAUUAGAGAUAUUGACCCUCUGAAAUACGUCGAAGAAACACAUGGCGCGGGUCUGCCACCCCUUGUUCACGACUGCGAGAUCGAGGUGGAUUUCGAAGUCGUCCAGGCCUUGCUCGGACAGGCCGAACAGAAUUGCACUGGCAUCGACUACCUCCUCUACGAUCUACUUCAGCGCCACUCAAAUAUCAUCACGGUGCUCCGGCAGCCGCUAGCCCCUAUCGUCUCAUCACCAACCAGCGUAGUUUCUAGGCAGUUCAGCUGCGAACAGCUGCUUACGAUCAACCUCGCAGCCCGUCAAGCCCGGAAUAUACUGGAUGGCGAAAGUAAGGCUGUUGCCCAGAAGAUCGAGGACUGGUCUUUCCAGUGUGCCAAUGCGAAGAUCACAGAGUUGUUGUUUAAAUCCGAUGAUGAGUCGGUCCUAUUUCUUCUUUUGUGCGCCUACAUCCUGAUGAGUGAUGCAUAUCCCAUAGGGGCUCUCAAGCUGAUCCAGGCAGCCGGUGACCGACUUGGACGCUGCAGCCGUAGCGAAAUCCUGCUUACGAUGGACGGUCUACCCUCUGAGCCUGUUUCCGCUGCCCUCAACCAAAUUUCCUAUAUCAAGACCUUGAAAGAGGUUGAGACUGGCUACGUUAACCUCUCCGUGGCCGAGAUCGCCAAGCUAAAGCUCAGCGAGCAUAUAUCCGAGACGACUUUCGCCAUUUGCGGUAUUCAGAACAAGGUGCUCACUCAGGUCUAUUCGAUCGAACAGGCAUAUUCCAGACCAUCAAUGCUCGCGCACGCAAUCUCAGACCUGAAAUCGCAGUUAUGCGCAUGGUUUGACGCGCUGCCAUUGGAAUGGCACUUUCCUCGAGAUUUGAGUAGCGUCAUGUCUAUGCCCAGGCCAGCAACGAGUUUCUUGUGUGCGGCCUUACUAAUUGUCGACGAAAAACCAAUGGCCUCUGCAAAUCCCGGCCGUUUCCAGAGGGACUGGUUCGAAGUGCACAUGUUUGUUCAAUCACCCGGAAUUCGCAAAGAAGAGAGGCUGAUCCCGCACAGGAUAUGGGGCGCUGCCUUGACAUUGGUAGUCGCAGUUGCGACACCGUCGCUUGCCAAGUUUUUGCCCAAACACGGCAAUUCAACAGAUUCAAUGAGCCUCCUAAACUUGGCUGAGGAGAUCCUCCAAGCCGCGUCUCAGCAGAGCGGUGUCAUCGCUCGCUGCACUGCGUAUCUUCGCAACGUCAAGGAAAACAUGAACAAUAACGAUAACGAUAAUAAUAACCCCCUGAUGCACGAGGAAGUAUUAGAUGAGGCUUAUCACGAUCCAGAGGGCGUUGAGGAGACUAUGCUUUAG
This is a messenger RNA of Clonostachys solani, 1368 nucleotides long. The record is from the annotation of a GenBank genome assembly. NCBI's taxonomy places the organism in Eukaryota, Fungi, Ascomycota, Sordariomycetes, Hypocreales, Bionectriaceae.